UGGAACUGCAGUGCGUGAUGACGUGAGGCGGUGUGACGCAGAAGUCAGUCUCCCAGGCAGCAGCAGAUGAGACCGUUUGGCGAAGAUGGCGGACUCGCUGUCGUCAGGUCUGGGAGAGGAGCAGGAGCAGGAGAAGGAGGACAGGGAGCGGGACAAGAAGGCUGCCAAAACGGACAAGAGCAAGGAGAAAGAUGGAGCCAAGGAGACACCGGGGCCCGGUGAUAAAAAUGGAGGCAGUAAAGGCAAGAAACGCAGCCUGUCAGAUCUCUCUCUGGUCAGAUUUAUAACUACUGAGCUUACCAGGGGCUACUUCCUGGAACACAAUGAGGCCAAAUACACCGAGCGCAGAGAGAGGGUCUACACCUGCCUCCGCAUCCCCAAGGAGCUCGAGAAGCUGAUGACUUUCGGCUUCUUCCUGUGUCUGGAUGCCUUUCUUUACGUGUUCACUCUGCUGCCCCUCAGGGUGAUUCUGGCCCUUUUACGACUCAUCACGUUGCCUUGCUGCGGCCUCAGUGGCUCCCGCCUGCUGCAGCCAGCCCAGGUGUGUGAUGUGCUGAAAGGCUUCAUUAUGGUGCUGUGUUACUCUAUGAUGAGCUACGUGGAUUACUCCAUGAUGUACCACCUCAUCAGGGGGCAGUCUGUCAUCAAACUGUACAUCAUAUACAACAUGUUAGAGGUGGCAGACCGCCUGUUCUCAUCAUUCGGCCAGGACAUCCUGGAUGCUCUGUACUGGACAGCCACAGAACCCAAAGAGAAGAAGAGAGCGCAUAUAGGCGUGAUCCCUCACUUCCUCAUGGCUGUUCUCUACGUCUUUCUGCACGCCAUCCUCAUCAUGGUUCAGGCCACCACUCUGAACGUAGCCUUCAACUCCCACAACAAGUCUCUGCUCACCAUCAUGAUGUCAAACAAUUUUGUGGAGAUCAAAGGAAGUGUGUUCAAGAAAUUUGAAAAGAACAACCUUUUCCAGAUGUCGAACAGUGACAUAAAAGAGAGGUUCACCAACUACAUCCUCCUGCUCAUCGUGUGUCUGAGAAACAUGGAGCAGUUCUCCUGGAACGCUGACCACUUGUGGGUGCUGUUUCCUGAUGUAGUGAUGGUGAUAGCCUCUGAAGUUGCAGUGGACGUUGUGAAGCACGCCUUCAUCACCAAAUUCAAUGACAUCAGUGCUGAUGUAUACGGGGAAUACAGAGCCAGCCUUGCCUUUGACCUUGUCAGCAGUCGACAGAAAAAUGCUUACACCGACUACAGUGACUCAGUAUCCAGAAGAAUGGGCUUCAUCCCACUUCCUUUAGCUCUGCUGUUGAUCAGAGUGGUAACCAGCUCAGUGAAGAUCCAGGGCUCCCUCUCCUUUAUGUGUGUGCUGCUGUUUUACCUGGGGAUGAUCACUCUGAAGGUGCUCAACAGUAUCGUUCUGCUGGGGACGUCUUGUGUGUUCGUCAAAGAGGCCAAGAUGGAAGAAAAGCUCUUCGACCCUCCACCCUCCGUUGUCUCCAGCCGUGUGAACUCCAGAGCCCACCGCACCAAACACAUCCACGUUUCACCACAGCAAGAACCCGCAGCCGACAAAGGAGGAAUAUCACUGCUAGCGGACAAUUUUCCACUCCCCAACAUUGCAGAGAGCUCUGCUCCAACACUCCCCAAGAGCGACUCUGACACAUUCCUGACGACACCCGACGGGGAUGAGGAGGACGACGAUGACAAAAUUAUCAACGCAGACACGGGACUGGAAGGUGACAGACUUGAACCGAGAACACCCAAGAAAGACUUGCUGGAAAUAGACCGCUUCACCAUCUGUGGCAACCGGAUAGACUGAAUGCCAUAUCAAACAACCAGUGAGUCCUGGCGAAAAACAGCAAGGUUCAGGGAUCAGACACAGGUCGUGGAGCAUGCUCAGACCAGACGUAUUUGUUGUGCGCCUUACCCCCUGGAGUAUUUAUUUAUUUAUUACUGACAAACCAAGCCAAGGAAUAAAGCUGUUACUACAAGCAUCAGAGGCCACUUCAGAUGUUUCCAUCUGGUCCAGUCGGUGCCUCGUGAACCAGGUAAACCUCGUGGAUGGGUCCUGGUUGUCACUGCAACUAGCAGACAUGCUUGCUGAUGUCCACAAUGGGAAAGCUGGCAUGACCAGCCGGAGCAGAACUGGAUGGGGGGGGGGUUUGACUGCAUAUGUGAAAUAGAACAACGUGGGUCGCCGUGUGAUCACGACAGCUGGACUGUGCGAGAACGUGUUCAAAAGCACAAUCAAAUGUACAGUGCAGAGUUGUUUUUAGAAGAAAAAGAACAAAAUUUGUCAAUUUUUUAAAACAUUUUUUUAAUUUCAAAAAUCUGAAAAAUUUCAGAUAUUUGAAAUGAAGUUUUUAUGAAGAAUCUCAGAUCUUUUUUCUAAAAUUAACCUGCAGGACUGAAACUCACAUUAACACAUAGUUGGAAAUCUCAAAAUUGCUCAGCAGACACAAACAGCAACACACAUUUAAAAUGAUUUUUGUUUAAAUUGAGUUACUGUAAUGAUGAGCCCAAACAACCAUUGCUGUACAGUACAGUCUUGCAACGGUUUACCUUUACAUUACCAUAUAGACACAGAGACAAAUUUGGAGGUUUUAGUAUCAAGCAGUUUGUGUUGAUGUUGUUACUUUGAAGCACUGAAAUAAUAUAGUGCCUGUUUGUAAAGACUCAAGUAUUUAUUUUGAGGUGGAUUCCAAGCCAGAAAAGUUUGGAAGAUAUUUCAUUUUUAGGUGAUUUCUUUUAAAUAUAUUUUACCCAUAAGCUUCAUGUGUACACUCAUCGUUCAAGCAUGUAGCCUACAGAUAAUCUUGGUGUAACACCACUGUGUUCCUGGAUUCAUUUCAAAUUAAUGGUGUGUGACACUGGCAUACCAGCGUGAAUUUAAAGGCACAAUGAGAAGGAUUUAUCCAUUGUGGUUUGUAAACACAACAUUUACAAUUGGCCCCUCUUUCCAGCUCAGCAACCAGCCAACCCAAGACUCACUCACAUUUUGGAACGAGUUUUAGCAGCUUGCCUACAUUAAUAGUUUUUUGGUGCUGUUUCUGUCAUUUUUGCAGCUUUCUCUUCUCCAGCCCUUUACACCUUAAUAGUAAUAAUAAUAAUACAUUUAAUUUAGAGUUGCCUUUCAUGUCACCCAAGGUCACCUUACAAAGUAUAAAAUCUUAAACAUCGUUAAAAACAAGACAACCUUGCAAGUUUGGGCACUGUGUGUGUGUAGUACCCAAUACCAGUACCCUAAAGGGUAAAGGCCAAAGACUCGGCAACAAAAAAAUAAAAAUACAAAGACAGGAAAAUGUAGGCAAAAGGCAGAGUCUCUGCAGAUACAGACACUGCCACAAACUUCUAGUGACCCAUUAAUUGACGAUAGAGGGGAAUUGUUUUUUGUAUGAGUUUAUAUAUUGCUGUUUUUCUUGUUUUGUUUUUUUAAGGAAAAUCCCACUCAUUGUGCCUUUAACAUGUUUUGCAAUUAUUUACUGUUACUGUAUCUUAACAGUGAUUAAAAUAAUUCAGAUUUCAUAUAUGCAACUGAAAUGUUGAAGGAUACCUGAAGACUGAGAUGAAGUGAUUUGAGGGAGAAUCACCUCUAAAUAACUAGAAACAAGCAGGAGAUUCAUAUGAGCACUGUGUUAACCUAGUAAAUGUUUCAUUUGCCAGAGAGCUGUACGAAAAACGAAAAUGUCAGGUUUGAAUCCUAAAAGUUGCUGGUGUUGUUUGGUGUUGCUUUCUGCUCUGGCUUUGGUUAUUGGGAGAAGUUCUUUCCAAA
Messenger RNA from Centropristis striata (black sea bass), 3766 nucleotides. It is a transcript of the gene tapt1b, whose product is annotated as transmembrane anterior posterior transformation 1b. Gene Ontology annotation, cellular component: ciliary basal body; endoplasmic reticulum membrane. The transcript is spliced from 14 exons. NCBI's taxonomy places the organism in Eukaryota, Metazoa, Chordata, Actinopteri, Perciformes, Serranidae. The coding region runs from base 86 to 1813 and encodes 575 amino acids. Gene Ontology annotation, biological process: maintenance of protein localization in endoplasmic reticulum; positive regulation of cilium assembly. The record is from RefSeq and is a predicted model, not a curated record.